AUGGCGCCAUCAAGAAAAAUGAAGGGCAAGGCGCGCGCCGAGCCGAAGACCGAGGCUGCGCUCCCGCUCGGAAAGCAGCUGUCGCACACUGAUAAGGCUGUCCGCGACCAGGCGGUGCGCAACCUGACUGCCUUCCUUUCGCGCGGAGGACAGGGCGAGGACGACGAGGAGGGACCGAGCGGAUACACGCGCCUGAGUGAGACGGAGAUGGCCAAGCUGUGGAAGGGACUGUUCUACUUCCAGCAGGCGCUCGCGCAGGAUCUGGCCAACCUUCUGCUCCUCAUCAACCCGGCCGGAGGGGAUGCUGCGCGCCUCGACGCGGCGCUCGCCUUCCUCGAGGGCUUCUGGACCGCUCUCGUGCGCGAGUGGAGUGGCAUCGACCGCCUCCGCAUCGACAAGUACUACAUGCUGAUCCGUCGAUACGUGAAUGCCACCUUCCGCCUGCUACAGCGUGAGGGAUGGAACGCCGACGCCGUGAGCAAGGUGAACAGCAUCCUGACCGCGGUGCGGGGGCCGAUGUCGUGGCGGGAGAAGAGCGUGCCGACGUCGCUGGCCACGCAUCUUGCCGACGUCUACCUCGACGAGCUGGAGAAGGAGGAGCCUGUCCCCCUCGUCUCGGUGCUGGAGCCCUUUGCCCAGCUCGCCGCCAACACGCGCACACCGACCGUGCACACCCGCCUCAUGAGCAUGGUCUUCUCGCCCAUUCUCGCCGCCCUCAAGGACGAGGAGGACGAGGACGAGCGGCCGGCGAAGCGCGCCCGUGCCGAUGCGCAGGAGUUUGAGAACAUUGUCGAGAACAUUGAGGUUAACGGAGAGAAGGCAGACAAGGACGAGGCACGGGAAGCCGUCCUCAGGGCCAUGUUCAAGGAGGCCGCAAAGGAGGACGCCGUCGAGAGCAACCGACGCAAGAUCUACACCGUCGUUCGCGAGGAGGGCGAUGAGUAG
This is a messenger RNA of Trichosporon asahii var. asahii CBS 2479, 945 nucleotides long. RefSeq names its product rRNA processing-related protein. The transcript has 3 exons. Gene Ontology annotation, cellular component: preribosome, small subunit precursor; nucleus; preribosome, large subunit precursor. The coding region runs from base 1 to 945 and encodes 314 amino acids. The record is from RefSeq and is a predicted model, not a curated record. Lineage: Eukaryota; Fungi; Basidiomycota; Tremellomycetes; Trichosporonales; Trichosporonaceae. Gene Ontology annotation, biological process: rRNA processing.